AUGAUUUCAGCAAUUUCGUGCGGAUUGACAAUUUUGGGCGCCAUUGGAUUGAGUGGCCUGACUAGCGUCGCUAUUCUUGGUGUGCUUUACGGCUAUUUUUCGGGGGUGUGUACCACAAUGGUGGGCCCACUCGUGGCUGUCCUAGCGCCCAACACCUCUGAGCUUGGCGGGCGGAUGGGGAUCUGUUUCUUUGUUGGUGGAUUUGGAAGUUUGAUUGGAACCCCCAUAUCCGGUGCUCUACUCACCUCUAAUUAUACUUGGUGGAAACCCGCUCUGUUCUCUGGGAUCGCUUCAUUGGCUGGUGCCGUGAUGUAUAGCUCCAUGCGUCUCAUUUACACCAGAAGAAAUCAGUUCUAA
Messenger RNA from Suillus subaureus, 357 nucleotides. RefSeq lists its product as uncharacterized. The record is from RefSeq and is a predicted model, not a curated record. Gene Ontology annotation, molecular function: transmembrane transporter activity. Lineage: Eukaryota; Fungi; Basidiomycota; Agaricomycetes; Boletales; Suillaceae. The transcript is spliced from 6 exons. The coding region runs from base 1 to 357 and encodes 118 amino acids.